Messenger RNA from Phytophthora infestans T30-4, 864 nucleotides. RefSeq lists its product as uncharacterized. The transcript is spliced from 7 exons. The coding region runs from base 1 to 864 and encodes 287 amino acids. The record is from RefSeq and is a predicted model, not a curated record. Lineage: Eukaryota; Oomycota; Peronosporomycetes; Peronosporales; Peronosporaceae.
AUGAUGCACGCCGAAAUGGAGCUAAUGGAGAACAUCAAGCUGAACGAGUGUAACGUAGCGACUGCGAACGCCCGUAUCAAACACUUUAAGGAACUGAUUGCUCAAGAACAUGCACGAUUCAAAACACUUUCAAGAAAGUUGGAUGGAGACACCAACGAGCUCAAGAGUCUCGAGGAGGAGCAAGUCGUUGCUGAGGCAAAGCAUUCCGAGUUCCGAUACGCUGUGGCCAAACGCGAGCGCGAGGUGCAAGUGCUCCGUGCUCAAUUUCAGCAACAGCGCGCCGCCAUGCUCAGUUUGAGGUGUCAGAUCUUAGAUGCUACAACAAAGCUGGACAAGCUAUCGUCUACGGAUGCUUUGGUGGAGAAAGAAGCACAAAAUGUCACUGCCGCCUUGGGUGAAUGUGCGAAGCCGACUAAACAACGCGCAAGUCGCCAGAAGAUUCGCGCCAAGAUCAGAUAUACACAGCAAUUCAUCGUACAAAUGGGGGAGGAAACGAACCAGCUUAUCGAGAAGCGAGCCAAACUUGAAGCGGAAGUACGCAAGUGCGAGCAGGAGACUCACAAGCUGCGAGAAUCAAUUUUCCUCAAGGAAAGGGGAACCGAUGUGCUGUUCAAACGCCUGCGUGACGACACUCACCGCGUCGUCAAAGAAAACGGAAAGAUCGAAGGCAAAUUGAAGGCCAAACGCAGAAAAUAUCGACUCAAAACCAAGAACGAGGCAAACUCGCUCAAGCGCCGUGUCACCUUUAUUACGUCUGAGCUUGAGAGAGGUCAGAUGACGAACGAGGAUGCGCUGUCUAGCGUUGGCGCUUUAAGCACCCAACGUGAAGAGCUUGAACAAAGGUAUGCAAGCGCUUCAUGCUAA